Molecule: messenger RNA, 918 nt
Organism: Micromonas pusilla CCMP1545
Lineage: Eukaryota; Viridiplantae; Chlorophyta; Mamiellophyceae; Mamiellales; Mamiellaceae
Exons: 2
Coding region: 1-918 (305 amino acids)
Source: RefSeq, a predicted model, not a curated record
AUGUCCGCGCCGCGCCUCGCCGUCGGCGUCGCGCGCGCGCGCGCGACGUCGACGAUCGAGACGACGACGACGACGACGCGCGCCGCCGCCGCCGCCGCCGCGAGGAGACGCGCGGCGACGGCGACGUCCGCGGCGCGCGCCGGUCGGAUAACAUCGCCAUCGUCGCUCCGACGAUCGCGCGCCGCGAUCGUCGCGUCGGCGAAGCGCGACGCCGACGACGAGAAGGACGUCGUCGCGACGAAGGAGAAGGAGAAAGAGAAGGAGGAGAGGGAGAAGGUGAACCUCGCGGAGGAGUUCAAGGCUGGGAUGAACUUCGGGAACGCCAUCAAGGCGAGGUUCACGUCCGCGCGCAUCGACGAUCGAGGCCUCCCCAUCGCCGACGCGCUCGUCGUGACGACCGUGCCGGUGUUCGUCUCGAUCGUCGUCCUCGCGCUCGGCGUUCCGCGCCCGUCGUGGCUCGUCCCCGCGCCGUGGGUCCCGCGCUGGCGGUCGCUGCCGCUGCUGGUUCCCGCGCUGUCGCACGGCGCGAAGCUCGCGGCGUGCUGGAUCCCGGGCGCGCUCGCGGCGAGGGCGUACGAGCGAGAGGCGUACGACGGCACCGUGGAGGAGGCGGUGAGGCGCGUUCACGUUUACGCCGGUCCCCGUACGACCGCGUUGGCGCGGUGCACGCCUCGGACGAUACGCGGCGGGUGCUUCGCGAUCGGGCUGCUGAUACUGGUGACGCAGUUUUCGCUCGCGGCGGAGUUCGCGGCGCGAGGGAUGGAGCCGCCGAGGCUGGGGGACUCGUACGAGACGGAUCUGAUCUUGAACGGCGCGGCGUCGGAGCUCAUCGCGGACGCGUUCUUCGAGGCUAUCUUCGUGAUCGGAUGGCGCGUGAUACGGUGCAAGACGGACAUUCCACCGGACGAUCCGUGGUGA